Spirodela intermedia is the source of this 12462-nucleotide messenger RNA. NCBI's taxonomy places the organism in Eukaryota, Viridiplantae, Streptophyta, Magnoliopsida, Alismatales, Araceae. The record is from the annotation of a GenBank genome assembly.
AUGUGUGAUGAAUCGAAUUAUGUAGUAGGAGUCGUUCUAGGACAAACAAAAGAGUCAAAACCCAUAAUAAUUUCAUAUGCUAGUAAAACUAUAUCUGAUGCUCAAUUAAAUUAUACCACGACUGAAAAAGAGUUUUUAGUUGUAAUAUUUUCAUUAGAAACGUUUAGAUCAUAUAUUUCCAGAGCUAAAAUUAUUAUUUAUACUAAUCAUGUAGUAUAAAUAUGUUCCAUUCAUAUCAGAACAUGUGCCAUUCAUCUAACUGUGGAGGACAUUUUUUUGGACGAAAAAUAGCUGGAAAAAAAUUUCAGUGUGGUUUUUAUUGGCCUAAAAUCAUUAAAAAUUAUAUAGAAUUUAGUAGAACAUGUAUUUCAUGUCAAUCUAUAGGUAACAUGAGCAAAAAAGAUGAAAUACCCAUGAGUAACAUGUUAGUAGUCGAAAUUUUUCAUGUAUAGAUAAUAAAUUUCAUGGGUCUCUUCCUAUCAGUUGAAAAAUAUGAAUAUAUUUUACUUGCUGUUGAUUAUAUGUUUAAGUGGGUGGAAGCUAUUCCUACUAAAACUAAUGAUCAUAAAAUCGUGAUGAAAUUUGUGCAGGAAAAUAUUUUUUCGAAAUUUGGAUGUCUUAGAGUGAUUAUUAGUGAUGGAGGAACAUAUUUUACAAAUAAACAUUUUAGGGAACUAUUGAAAAAGAAUAGAGUACACCAUAAAAUAGCCACUCUAUAUCAUCCUCAAAUAAAUGGGCAAGAUGAAGUAGUGAAUAAGAAAAUUCAGAGAAUUUUGAGAAAAUAAUUAGAUCAAAUAGGAAAGAUUGGCCCACAAAAUUACAAGAUGCAUUAUGGGCUUAUAGAACAGCUUAUAAAAAUUUCAUAGGUAUGUCUCCAUUUUAUCUCAUUUUUGAAAAGCCAUGUCAUCUUCUUGUGGAAAUAAAGCAUAAAGUAUUAUGGGCUAUAAAAAUUUUAUAUAUGGAUGAAAAAUCAGCUGAUGGGCAUAGAAUUUUUUAGCUACAUGAACUAGAGGAGUUGAGGAAUAAAGCUUAUGAAAAUCAUAGAAUAUAUAACAAAAAAAAAAACUUUUCAUUAUAAAUACAUUAGUAGAAAAAAAAUUGAUGUUGGUAAAAAGUGUGGUUAUAUGAUUCUAGGCUGAAAUUAUUCUCAAGAAAAUUAAAAUCAAAAUAGAUAAGACCUUAUAUGGUGGAAGAGACAUGAUCAUAGGGCUGUAAUGAUUAAAGAUCCUAAAAGUGAUCAUAACAUUAAGAUAAAUGGACAGCGGCUUAAACAUUACAUAAAACAUGAAUGCCUUGUAGAAAAAGAAAUUUUAUUAUUAAAAAAAAUUCAAGAGAAAGAUUAAUGUGUCUAGCUAGAGACAUUAAAUUUAGUACUGCAUGGGAGGUAACCCAUGGUCUUUAUUUCAUUUUGUUUUUUUUUAAGCUUUAUUUUUCUUAAAAUUUCACAAUACUUGUUUCUGUAUUUUAUUUUUAUUUUUUCAAAAAAGUGCAAGAGGAGGAGUGUAAGAUGAAGUGGAAAAUUAAAAACAAGGUUAAAGUGAUGUCUUUCUGAGCUUUAUCAUUUAUGACAACAUUUUUAAUACUUAAUUUUACAUAUAUGUAUGUUCACUUGAGAAUUAUAUUUUCUACAUAUUCUGUUCUAAUUUUUCUGUGUCAUUGAGGACAAUGUCAUUUUUAAGUUGAGGGGUGAAGUAUUAAUUCUUAAUUUAUGCUAUAGGACAAUUAAGAACAUGUGUUUGUAUUUUUUUUCAUGCUCACUUAGAACAGCAACUAAAAUAAAAGAUUCGGAAAAACUACAAUAUCUAUUUUCUGGUUUUCUGUCAUGAACAAUAGACUGACAAAAAUAAUAGAGAAAAAAAAGCCCAAAAUUUAAAAUUCUAGAGACCCUUUCUCACAUUUCAAUGCCCUAGACAUAUAUUGCUGAAAUUCAAAAUUACAGUCAUAAAGAGAAUAGUUUUGGUUUAUUUUUGACAAAUUUAUUGUUGCUAAAAAUAGAGCUGAAAACAUAAAGCAAAACUAUCAGAACUAUCUAAUUUACAAAUUUCUUACAUCAUAUUGCAUGCACGAAAAAUUAAAUCAAGUAGAUUGAUUGAUACCAAAAGAUACUAAGAAGAUUAUUAUUAAGUUAAAAGAAUGAUUUAGUAGCAUGAAAUGUUGGAAGACUCCUUGGAUACAUAAUAGAUAACAUGGAUUUGAUUUUAUAGAUUUUCAGUUCAUGAUCUUAAUAAAUAGUAUUUACUUGAUGUGAAAAUUUGAUUGAUCAUUUGAGUUUAAUAGAAAUUUUUGCACCUUGAUCUAUAGGACUUGUGAGGAGAAAUCACUUAUUUCAAAAAAAAAAAGAGAGAGUAAUGUGAAAAAUCUAGAAACAAAGAGUACACAUGGAGGGUGUGAGACAUCAUUCUCAUUGUCAAAAAUCAUGUAUAGAAAAAUAUUUACUGUAAAAUAAGUAGAUAAAGUGAAAGCCCUAAAAAUGAAGAGUACACACAUGGAGGGUGUGAGACAUCAAUCUUAUUAUCAAAACUUGUCUAUAGGAAAAGUUACUUAUCUACUAUAUAUAUAUAUAUAAAAAAAGAAAUAUAAUGCAAACUUUUAAAAAUUAAGUCAUGAGAAAAGAGAAAUAUAGGAUUAAUAUUAUUUUUAGAUGAGUAUUGAUAAUUGGAGCAUGUUGUAAAUAUAUCUAUGAAUGAAGGAGUGAUAAAGAUGUGAAUAGAAGAAGUGAAGUCUAGAUUGUUAUUUCAAGUCUUUCAUGAGAAGGUGUGAUGUGGGUUUAGUCCCACACUACUUGUGCACCAAAGUUUUGGGCGAAUAUAUAGUAAUAUUACAUUUGCAAGCAAUGAGUCCCUUUCUACCGCUUCCUCCAACAUCGAUCUCACAUUUCUUUGAGAUGGAAUUUAAUGGUGGCCGCCAGAAGGUGGGGAGGGGUCGGCGGCGGUAUCGCCGAGGGAGCAACCGUCGUCAAGCCUAGACAGGGUCAUCACCCACCAUGUCUUAUUGCCAAAGAAAGCGCAGACAGGCCGCGUGGGCAGCCGGCCACCACGUGGACGCCCCAAGUCAACACGCCGCUUUCCGACGGAGGCCAGACAUGGACAUCCAUGUGAACGGCCGGCAGGGGGACCAACUGGCCAGCAACCGGCAACAUCCCCGCCCCUCCCAACCGCCGUCCGGCCACUGUUUCCUGCAUGGUGCAACAUAAUAGUAGUACAUAAUCUCAUUUACUCGCUCUUCCGAAGUAGGGGGAGAGGCCCCCGAAGGCACAGUAAAACAGUGAAAAAUGUGAGAGAUGAUGAUAUAUGAUAGAAUAUGUUCUAUGAUGGUAUAUAUAGCGGAAACGAGGGGAUAUUGAGAACAUUGUCUCGAUACCCCACAUCCGCCUGGUGGAGUAUUAUUUGAGGAAGAAAUUGAGAGGGAGCUCCCGCCAUCUACUCUUUCCUUCUCCUUGGUCGCCUCUCUCUCGCCGGUGGACUCCUCCAGAAUGAGGGCUCGGGUCUCAGCGUUGCUCCUCUUGCUGCUGCUGCUGCUGCUGUUGCUGCUGCCUCUAGACACCGCCGCGGGAAGAGGUACGAUGACGGAAACCCUCACUAUUCCUCCCAUCACAGCCGUUUAUUAGUGGAUUUCUGGAUGACUAAGAAGGUCUACUCUCUCUCCCUCUCUCCCUCCCUCUCUCCCUCCCUCCCUCUCUCUCUCUCUCUCUCUCUCUCUCGCUAAUCUGUCUAUCUAGGGAAUGGGAUGGAAGAAGAGCCUUCGUCCGCCUUGGAGAGGAACCAGCAGGUGGGUUUCUUGUUUUCGGGACCCUUCAUCUUGUUUUACUCUAUUCUGGGGAUCGAAAGCUGAAGGUAUUCGGUCGGUUUCAGGAUGACAGUGGGAGUGUGAGAGCAGGGAGAGCUCCGGUGGGAAGAACAGCUCUCCAUUCAGGUAUGAUGAAGGAGAGUUAGAAUUUUAGUUAGAAUCCAACCGUAGAUGGGAAAACUUUCAUGAAGAUUAUUGCUUCUGAUCAUCCGAAACAUGAUCUCUCUCUCUCUCUCCCUCUCUCUCUCUCUCUCCCUCUCUCUCUCUCUCUCGCUCUCUCACUUGCUCAGAGUACUCACUUUAUCCCUCUUAUCGCGCAGGAAACAGUAGAAAACUUCUGACCCGGGCGCCACGAAAGGUUUGUCUUUUAGUCAGAACAAUUAAAGUCAAACUGGCGUUCCGAUUAUUCCAGCACUGUAAUCGUCUUCAUCCUCACGUUGAUUUUCGUUAUCUUCCACAGGGCGCCAGAAGUCAACGGGUACAAGAGGUCGCCGCCGUCCCUGUCGUCGCCGAGCACGACCCGCCGGCCGAGGAGAUGGACCCCGGCGUCAUGGACAUAGAAGGGAUGGACUAUUCUCCGGCUACGAGGAAGCCCCCGAUUCGCAACUGAUCUCUGCGAGCAGAGUACCGCCGAAAACGGUCUAUAAACGAUCGCAGACAGAGAAUACAGAUGUAGAUAGAUAGAUAGAGAGAGAGAGAGAGAGAGAGAGAGAGAGAGAGAGAGAGAGAGAGAGAGGAGAGAGAGAAGAUGGAGUUCAUCACAGAAAAUGGUGCACCUCCCUGUGCAUAACUUACCCAUUAUGAAUAGAGCCAUCUCCUUCCUCAGUGAGCUGAGAGAGCUUUAAAUAUGUCUGAGACCAAUAAAUGAUGAACACUGAAGAGAGAGACAGAGAGAGAGAGAGACAGAGGGAGAUGGAGCACCUGGUGGGGGGCUUCAGGAGGAGGAAACUACGAAGUCGGGGUAAUUGAAUGGGUGGUCCUUGUCGACUCACAUGUUCGCCGCUGAAGCGGCACGUGCGGCGGUCGGCCGGCAAGAUCGACGGUGGGGACCGGGGUGGGGGGCGGCGAAGAUAUCUUCGGGAUGAUAGCUCCAGUGUCGUGGACAGUGAACCUCUCGUUAAACACGGCAGAGAGAGGUUGUCAACGUGCAUGCUUUCGGAGCUAGCCAGCGAGAUGGAGGGAGGGAGAGAGAGAGAGAGAGAGAGAGAAUUCCCAGGUCAGCCUAAAGCCACGAUCCGGCUGAAGGAUAACUGCAUAAACUAUACACUUUUUUGGUUUUUCUUGACCCUUCGUGGCUUAAUUGUAGAGAGAUGCAUAGAUGAAGGCAUGCAUACACAUAUAUACACAGAGAGAGAGCGAGAGAGAGAAGGGACCAUAAUCCACGAUUCGGGGAUCAAUGGCUCCUUUGUUGCGAGCCAGCGACGGGAGUCAUUGGUAAAGUCGUAGCAUUUAUGGUAGUCGUCGGGGAAGAAAACAGCGAGUCAACGGACAGAUCCUCGUUAAUCCAAAACUGUUCCAGCGGAACAGCUGAAAUACUCCAAUCUCAGUGGACCGCUUUUCCGAGGCCCGGACUGGCCCCAAACAUCCCAUUAUUGGGCUGGACCAUAGAACCUGUCGACAAGCCCAAUCGUCAUCCCAUUAUUGGCCCAGCCCACAUAAAUAGGCCCACAAGCCCAAUAAAUUUUAUAAACUGAAUUUUAGGCCUCUAAUUAACUAAUUAUGAUGAACGACUCUGCUUGCCUCUUGUUAAGAGAAAAAGUUCAAACCGUACAAAUGAAUGCCUACUUAUGUAGACUACAGUUCUGAGCGAUGUGAAGCUCAGAACUUCAUGUCUAUGGGGAAGCAUUAAGGUACAUGGGAGCUUCUGAAUCUCUAGAAGAUUGGAGGAACUUGAGAAGGAAGAGGCAGCGAAGUGGCGAUGGCCUCCUAUGCGACGGUUCUAGCCUCUGUCCGCUCACAUUCGGGCUGCCAACCAGAAGAUUAGGACCUACAAAGCAUCUCCACCAAUUGGGGGCUUCUGAUUCACUUCUGCUAGGGGCGGAGGCUGCAGUCAUCUGCCCAUCUGAAGUGGGUAAGAUAGAAGAAGAGAGGGGAGAGAUCAAAGAAAAUCAAAUUCAAUUGCCUUAGAUCUAAGAUAAUAAUAAGUACAUGCUUGAUGAAUCACUUUCUCCAAAGGUGCAUUCUUUCUCCUCCUUUCCUUUAUGUAUGCCCUUCUUUAUUCUGAGGUAGCCCAUGUGCAUUGUUUGUGAAGCUCUUAUUAUUCCUUUAGUCUAUUAGGAGUCCCCUAUAAUCUCACCUUCAGUUAUUCCCUAGUUGAACUUAGGUCUUCUUCCUUCUAAAAUGAGUGCAUAGAGGCUUAACAAUUCUCCCCAUAAUGAGUUUCACCUUGUCCUCAAAGUGAUGUUGAUUCCUAUGAGGCUUCAUAGUCAAGAAUGUUUUUUCAUUUAACUAGUAUUUCCGUGUUAAAAGAUAAACUCUAAAAGGAAGGAUGUCUUGAGGAACAAUCACUCAUUCUAUAUCUUCUAUAAGCAUUCUUAUAAUUUGUUGACUGCAAUCAAGAUUUUACAAGGCUCUAUAGAGCUUUGAGACAUGAAACACUAGAUAAAAAAUGUGUUAUUUAGUAGCUCUAAUUUGUAUGCCACUAGUCUAAUUUGCUCCUUGAUGGGAUAGGAACAAAAGAACUUAGGGGCAAGUUUUUCAUUGAGCUUCUUUGUCAAUGUCCUCAUGUGAUAGGAUCUGAGUCUUAUAUAAACAAAGUCUCUCACUUGAAAUUCUAUGUCACUUUUAUGUUUUCAUCUUGGACUGCAUGUUAUAAAUGUUCUUACAAAAGUUUAAGUAUUUCAUCAUGUUGUAUUAAAUAUAUACCCAUUCCAUUGAUUGAUGAAGUAGGCAACUGAUGUGACUUAAUCUUUGUAUUAUAAAUCACUCAAAUUUAAAAUUUAUAAAAAUAAAAUACUAUUUUUUAGAUUUUUAAAAGUAUUUUAACACAAAUAUAUCAAUUAUAAUUUGAUCAAAGUCUCCAAAAAAAGUAGAAAAUUUAUAGGUCAAUUAUAGGGAUAUAAAAUAAUAUUAAGUUAAAUUUUAGAAAAUGUCACAAUAAUAUAAUUUUUUAUAAUUUUUAGACUCAAUGAUGAAGAAAAAAUAUAUUUAAAAAUUCUUGAAAAAACAUUUAGGUGUAGAGAUCAAGAUGACAUUAGCAUUUCAAUAAGCAUGAUUUGUGCAUAACUCUAUUUUUAUCUUGUGAUUCUUGUGUAAAUGAUUACAGAUGAUUUAAUUGAUCAAAUUAAGAUGUGUAAACACCAAAAGAAUCAUAAUUAGCUAAAUUAGAUUUUUGAAAUUUGAAAUUACACCAAAAUUUUACUAAUUGAAAUAAAAAAAUUUAAUAAUAAAGGAGAGAACCUUAGAAUUUAUAAAAGAGAAUAGAUGACAACAUAUUUCUAUAUAAAAGAGGAGAAUAGGAGAUAGAGAUAAUGAGCCCUAAUAGGUCAAGAGUCCAAUGACAUUACUGGACACUCUCUCUCAAGCUCAAGCAUAUAAGUCAAACAUACUCAACUUGGUACAUGUGACGUCGUACGAGAUCUCGGCCAGACUUUUCGUGAAGGCGUCUGUGAGUUAAUAAGAUGAGGCCAUAUGAGGAGGAGAGAUGAGAUCAAACAUAAAUUGUCUUGAAUGUAGUGAUAGUUGAUCUCAAUAUAUUUCGAAUGCUCAUGAAAAGUAUAAUUGUUGACAAUGAAGAUAGCAGCUUGAUUGUCACAAUACAUGGGCAUUGGAGAAGGAGAAGAGAUGACAAGAUCUUUGAGAAGUGAUCAAAGCCAUACCAUUUCACGUGUGGUCUUAGCCAUGACUCGAUAUUCAGACUCUACGCUAGAGCAUGACACCACUCUUUAUUUCUGGGACCACCAUGUGAUGAGGUUAUUUGCAACAUAUGUGUAGUAACCUAUAGUAGAUUUCUGCUCACCCUUGUCACCUACAUACUCAGAAUCAAAAUAGGCUUCAACACGGAGAUGACCAUGUUCCUGAUAGAUGAGUCAUUUCAUUGAAGCUCACUUGAUGUAUGUUAGAACAUGUAGAGCUCCCUUCUAAUGAACUCGUCAUGGUUCCUGCAUGGAUUAACUUAGAAUACUAACCGUAUACACGAUGUUGGAAUGAGUGAUGGUGAGAUAUAUACUAGUUUGCCCAAUAAUCGCUUGUACUGAUUACCAUCUUCAAGGAGUGAAGAUGAAGUGUCCUAGAACUAUAAACAGACUUUUAUAGGAGAAAUCUAUGACUUGCACCCAAGGAGUAAAGUUUCCUAAAACAUGUUAAGGAUAUACUUCUAUUGGGUCAUGGCGAGCUUUUUAUCCUAGUAUGCAAACUCAAUCUCAAGAAAAUAUCUUGGAGUCUCCAAGUCACAGAUGUUGAGGUGCUACUACAAAUAAGCUUUAGUAAAAUGAAUGCUGGCCUCAUCACUCUCAAUCACAAGAAUGUCACUGACAUAGACCGUAAGAAUGACCAGGCCACCCUAAAUUUGAGCAUAAUGAGAUCCACAACGCAUGACGAGAAGUCAAAUGUGGUGAGAAGACUAUUGAACUUGGCGAAUCAAGUGUGUGGAUUCUACUUGAGCCUGUAAAUCACCUUUCGCAAGAAACACACCUUAGUGAUUCUCUUUGACCUGCUCCUCGAGAUCACUAUAGAGAAAUGUGUUAAAAAUAUGUAACUAAUGGAGAGACUAUGCUUGAUUUAUGAUGAGAGAGAGGAACACUCAGACGGAAGCGAGUCAGAUGAUAGGGGAGAACAUCUUAGUAUAGUCGAUGCCAUAUGCCUAGGUGAAGUCACGAACAACCAAAUGACUCUUAUGACAUGCAAUAGUGUCAUCUAGAUGGUAUUUGAGUGUGAACACCCAUUUAUACGUGAUGAUAUUGACAUUCGCCAAAUAGAGAAACAAUGUCCAAGUCCCUCAAGAUACUAAGACAUCUGCUUCCAAGUCUAUGGUCACCUUUCACUUAGGUACCUAUGUCGCCUCAACAUGCAAGUGGAGAAUCAACUUAGAGGCCAUAGAAAGGGCAAAGGUACAAUAGGAGGGGCAAAGGCAAUUGUAGGAAAUGAUAUGAGAGAUAGGGUAUAGGGUACAAGCACAUAUACUUAUGCACAUGGCGAUGGAAAGAUGAAGAUUAUCUUGAGGAGCACUGGGGAUGUUAGUGAGAGGCAUAGGUGGCUUGGUGGAGGAGGGGGACGACGGAUCUACAUUCGAAGUGGAGGAGGCAAGUGGAAGAUGGGGAGCUAGGAGGAGGAGGUGAUGGUGGAGAGGAUGGACAAGAGGGAUUCGAAGAAGACGAAUCUACAAGGACCACCAAGGGGAAAAAGCUAGGUGGAGGACAAAUGGUAGCUCGAGAAGGAGGGAAGGUAGAGGAGAAGAAGGCAAACUCCUCAUGGAAGGUGAUGUCAGCCGACGUAACGUAGUGACAGGUGUUAGAAAAAUAAACUAGAUAGCCCUUCUACAUUUGAGAGUAGCUGACAAAGACCUUUUUGAGAGUACAAGAGACUAGUUUGGAUAAGGAAAGAGAGUGAUCCUUGAUUAAGGCAGUGCAUUCAAAGAUCUGAGGAGAAAAAAAAAUAGGGGUGAGAUAAAUAGGACGUGUGAAAGGGGAAUGACCCUACCUAGAGGAGUAGAGGGAAGCCAAUUCUAGAGGUAAGUGGUCGUCAUGAGGGCGUCGGUUCACCGAUAGUGUGAGACAUUCAUCUCAAGAAGUAGGGUACAAGUGAUAUCAAGGAGCUGGCGAUGUUUAUGCUCAAUGACACUAUUUUGUUAUGAGGUAUAAUGACAAGUGAUCUAAUGAAUAAUACUAUGAUUGGCAUAGAAGGUUUAGAGAGAAAACUCGAAGGUGCUAUUAGUACGAAGAAUAUUGAGUGACGACCUUAGAGUGAUAGCGUAUGAGGUAUACCCAACUGACACAAGUAUAGUCAUCAAUAAGAAUGAUGUAAUAUUAGUGGCCUGAGAGGACCCUAUACAUCACAAUGGAUGAGAUCAUAAGAGGAAGAAGAGAGAAUACCAUCUCAACUGAGGUAGAAGGAACGGUGAUGUUUACUUAGUUGACAUGACUCGCACACAUACUUCUUAAGAGAAAGUUAUAGUAAUUUUUUUGAAGUUUCUCAAAAUAGGGAUGGCUGAUAAGUCUUUAUUAUCAUGAGUUAAUAAUUAGUAAAUAAUAUAGUUUUAGCAUUAACUCAUGAUAAAUAGACUUAUAUUUGUGUUAAAGUGUGAAAAGUUUUUUUCAAUUGAUUAACGUGAAUUUUUCAGUAAUUAUGUGAUUUUAUAUGAAUUUAUAUAAUUUUUAUAGUCUUACUUUUGAGAUAGAUGAAGAAAAAGAAAUAAAAAUAAAAAUAAAACAAAAUGGGGGAGACCUGCCAGCUAGCCGGGCCCGCAAGCAGGUUAGAAGCACAAUCGAGGAGUAGCCGCAAGAGUAGGGGCUUGAGCAGCUUAGACCGAUAGGGGGCACUUGUGCGCCACCCCCCUUCCACAUCACCAAUGGCCAGCCGGCUGUGGGGCAAGGAGUGGUCAUACACACGCGAGAAAGGGACUUACUUGUAAAUAUAACAUUACUAUAUAUUCACUCGAAAAUUCUGCGCACAAGCGAUAUGGGACUAAACCCAUGUCACACCUUCCCCAGAAAAGGCAAGCAACCAGCAUAGGUUUGAAUCCUCCUAGAGUCAAAACUCAUAUUUUUUAUCUAAUUAUUGCGACUUUCCUUGAAGGAUUAAGCAACCAGAAUCACUUGAUCAUCGGCGAAAAUCUCGUCAACACGAUUUGCAGAGCAUUGUUACUAAAAUUGUUGAACGAUUAGUGAUAAAAGGAUCGUGAAUCCCUUGAGUAAAGCAUCUCCAAUUGAUCAACGAACAAGCCGUCAUCGAGAAGAGGACGAUCCAUCGAGAGACAAGUCGCCACCUCUUGAGAGUGUACUGGAUGCAAUGAAGAACCUCCUCUUAUUACGUGGACCUGAGGAUGAAGCUCCCUAACACGUGCCCUACCUCCAUCUAGCUCGUCUCCAUCAGGUGAUAGCCACUGGAGAGCCGCAAAGUCGUCAUUUUUCCCCUCCACUGGGUGACAGCCGCUGGAGACGAUUCAACAACCCAUUUCAUUGAUCUCUAGGCUUCCCAAGGAGAUCUAGAGAUUGCCCACGUCGUCUUUAUCCAAGGAGAGCCUUCGAGGCUGUGGAACACUACACGACGAUCCUCCUGAACACUUAGGAUUCCGGUGCAUCGCUGACGUAUCGCCGCCGCGACGCCGGAACUCUGUUUUCCUACUUUCAACUUAAUUUUCAUUUCAUUUAGUGAUAAUUUAUUGAUUUUAAAUUUACCAAGAUAUAUGAUGUGACUUAGUCGUUGUAUAUUAAAUCACGCAAAUAUAAAAUUUAUAAAACUAGAAAAUACAAAUUUUCGGAUAUUUAGAAGUAUUUCUAAAUAAAUAUAGCAAUUAUAAUUCAAUAAAACUUCCAAAAAUAGCGGUAAUUUUCCAGGUCGAUCACAGGGAUGUAAUAUAAUAUCUGGUAAUUAUUCAGAAUUUUUCUCAAUGAAUACGAUUUUCUAUGAAUUUUAUACUAGGAAAUAAAAAGGAAAUAUAUUUAAAAUUCACGAAAAAGGGAAAUAAGGGCGCAGGCGUCAAGAUGACGUCAGCGCCCGGCGAACGCGAAUCGGGCGGAAACAGAGUUCCACCCGGCGAUUCUUACGUAAGCGAUUACAGACGAUUUAAUUAAUCAAAUUAAGAUCUGUAAAAGCCAGAAGAAUCGUAAUAGAACAAAGUAUAUUUUGGUAAAUUAAAAUCACAAAGAAAUAUCACUAAAUGAAGAGUAAAGUAAGUUUAAAGCAGGAAAACAGAGUUCCGGCGUCGCGACAGCGAUGCGUUGGCGAUGCACCGGAAUCCUGAGCGUUCGGGAGGAUCGUUGUGCAGUGUCCACGGCCUCAAAGGCUCUCCUUGGACAAAGACGACGUGGGCAAUCUCUAGAUCUUCUCGCGAAGUCUAGAGAUCAAUGAAAUGGGUCGCUGAGUCGUCUCCGGCGGCUGUCACCCGGCGGAGCGGAAAAACGGCGACUUUGCGGCUCUCCGGCGGCUAUCACCCGACGGAGAGGAGCUGGAUGGAGGUGGGGCGCGUGUCAAGGAGCUUCAUCCUCAGGUCCGCGCAGCAAGAGGAGGCUCUUCAUCGCAUCUGGUACGCUCUCAAGAGGUGGCGACUCGUCUCCCGGCAGAUCGUCCUCUUCCCGACGACGGCUUGUUCGUCGAUCAAUCGGAGAUGAUUUACUCGAUGGAUUCGCGAUCCUUUUAUCGCGAAUCGUUCAACAAUUUUAGUAGCAAUGCUCCGUGAAUCGCGUUGACGAGAUUUUCGCCGAUGAUCCAGUGAUUUUGGUUGCUUAAUCCUUCACCGGCAAUCUGUAGGAAAGUCGCGAUAAUCAGAUAAAAAGAUAUGAAUUUUGACUCUGGGAGGAUUCGAACCCGCGCCGGUCGCCCGCCUGUGAGGAAGGUGUGACGCGGGUUUAGUCCCACAUCGGUUGUGCGCCGAUUUUUCGGGCGAAUAUAUAGUAAUGUUAGCUUCGGAAGCAAAGUCACUUCUCUCGCGUGUACGACCACUCCUUGCCCCACAGCCGGCUGGCCACCGGUGACGUGGAAGGGGAGUGGCGCACACGUGCCCCUAUCGGUCCAAGCUAA